AAUACCCAUGCAGAUCACCACGUGGUUGUCUUAUUCCUUUAUAUUUAACCUCUACAUUUUCAUUUUCGUAAAUAACUUAAAAACAUGCCCAAACUAAUGUCUUGCAAAUCCACCGCCACCGCCAUCACUAGCGGUUCCUCGCCACCUCCUCCGCCUCCAUGGGAGGUUCUUGUUCUUCUUGCUCAUCAUCUUGAUCCCAAAACCCUAGCGGUUGGCUCUUGUGUUUCCACGUCAUGGCAAAGUUGCAUGUCGUUAGAUCACAUUUGGGAGUCGUUUUGCUCUACGCAUUAUCCUUCCAUCUCUCAACUCAAACUCGCUAACCGCUUAAUACCUUAUCAUCGCCUCUACGCCAUGGCUUACACCGCCGCCAAACGGCGUGAAAAGAAGCCGCCGAAGCCCCAACUUUCGCUAGACAAGCUCAUAUUCGUUGUUACUAUAACCACAAAAGACGGCCGUCAUUCAAUUGUUAGCACCGCAAAGCCAGGAAGUGAAUUGGAUCAGAACAAGCAUAACGGGGUUUUUCGGUUCGAUAUUGAUGUCAAUAACAGUUGGUAUAUCGAUGGUGCGGACGAUAAACAUGAUGUGAAAAUUUCAUGGAAUGUGGUGGCGGAGGGGUGGAGUGAGGUUUUUUGUAUGAUGGAUUUGGAUGGGAAAGUGGGACGGAUCAACAGCAGCAGCGGCGGUGAAGGGUGGUUCUCGGCGGAGCUUCCACGUCCGGAGUGUUGGUUGGGUGAUGAUGCAAUGAAUAGCGGGAUUGUAGCGGAUGUGAAGUUGAAGUUUAGCAGUGAUGAUGAUAAAAAAGGUGAGAAAUGGGUUAGGGUUGAUAAGGUGAGUGUUGGUAUUAUGAGUACUGUUAAUUGGAGAUAUGUGUGCAUUGAAAAUGGACUUAGGUACUUGCAACAAUUUCUUGUAUCAUAAAGUGUUGUGUACAUGUAAUGUUUUAUUUUGUUUGAUAAUCAAUGUACUCUAUUUUCUUUUAAACAUA
Mercurialis annua (annual mercury) is the source of this 985-nucleotide messenger RNA. Its product is annotated as probable F-box protein At5g04010. The coding region runs from base 85 to 918 and encodes 277 amino acids. NCBI's taxonomy places the organism in Eukaryota, Viridiplantae, Streptophyta, Magnoliopsida, Malpighiales, Euphorbiaceae. Gene Ontology annotation, cellular component: SCF ubiquitin ligase complex. Gene Ontology annotation, molecular function: protein binding. The record is from RefSeq and is a predicted model, not a curated record. Gene Ontology annotation, biological process: gibberellic acid mediated signaling pathway; SCF-dependent proteasomal ubiquitin-dependent protein catabolic process. The transcript has a single exon.